Molecule: messenger RNA, 647 nt
Organism: Bradysia coprophila
Lineage: Eukaryota; Metazoa; Arthropoda; Insecta; Diptera; Sciaridae
Product: NPC intracellular cholesterol transporter 2-like
Biological process (GO): intracellular cholesterol transport
Source: RefSeq, a predicted model, not a curated record
AAUGGUAUUUAAGUAGCGAAACUUCCAUAGUCAAGCAUUAGUUGAUCACCUGACGUGAAACAUCAAGUUACUCAAGCAACAUGUUGGCCUACGUUUUCCUAUUGGCUCUAUUAGCCCCAUCAGCACUGGUGUCCGCUCAAACAGCCGGAAUCCGACAAUGUACAGGAGGAAGAGCGCCACCUCAGAGUGUUGCCAUUGAGAACUGCGCUCAAGCACCAUGCGAUGUGUUCCAAGGAAGUAACGCAGUUAUGAGCGUCAAUUUCCGUUCCCUACGAGUCGCUAACAGUCUACGUCCUCAAGUGUUUGCCACAGCUCUUGGUGAAACUAUUGAAUACAAUUUGCCACCAAAUCAACGAGAAGCCUGCGAUCACUUGAUUACUGGAAGCUGUCCACUAUCCGUCAAUGAAGAUGCAACCUACAGAUUUGUGUUCCCUAUCACAGCAAUCUAUCCACCUAUUCCAGUUGCCGUCGAAUUGACACUUUGGGACCAAGCUAACCAACAUGUGUUCUGUGCCUUGAUUGACAUUCACGUCCGCCUUCGUUAAAUUUGGAGAAAGAAAAUGGAUUUUGUGUUUCCGACGAAAGCUUUACUUUAUGUUUGUUUAAUUGUGUUUUUUUACCCUAAAUUAUAAAAAUCUACCGAUCUA